Suhomyces tanzawaensis NRRL Y-17324 is the source of this 1398-nucleotide messenger RNA. RefSeq lists its product as uncharacterized. Gene Ontology annotation, cellular component: fungal-type vacuole membrane. The transcript has a single exon. Gene Ontology annotation, molecular function: transmembrane transporter activity. The record is from RefSeq and is a predicted model, not a curated record. NCBI's taxonomy places the organism in Eukaryota, Fungi, Ascomycota, Pichiomycetes, Serinales, Debaryomycetaceae. Gene Ontology annotation, biological process: transmembrane transport. Bases 1 to 1398 code for a protein of 465 amino acids.
AUGUCGGUGUUCUCAGAAAUCGGACUCCACACCCUUCUACAAACGUCCAAAGAUGUCUACAUCAUCAUCUUACUUCGGAUGAUUAGGCUUAUCGGCUUCGGAGGCACCUCGCUUAUCAUUGUCCUCUACCUCAAGGAGAUUGGCUUCCGCGAAGAGUUCAUCGGCCUCUUUAUGACGCUUACCUUCCUUGGCGAUCUCGUCUCCAGCUUCUUGCUUGCCGUGACUGCCGACCAGAUCGGCAGAAAAAGGGUUCUCCUCUUCAGUGCCGUCUGUAUGACUCUCACUGGUCUCGUGUACGGACUUGUCGAGGACCAUUACGUACUCACUGCCGUCGCUGUUUUGGGGAUCCUAACCCCCAGUGGUGGUGAAGUUGGUGCUUUCAGGUCCAUUGAGCAAAGUUCGUUGGCCUCGUUGACUCUUCCCCAAGAUCGGUCCGAUAUCUAUGCCUGGUACACCUUUUUGGGCCAGUUCUGUUCGGCAAUUGGCUCGGUGGCUUGUGGCUCGUUGAUUUCAUACACCAACACUACCUUGGGCUACUCUAUUGUUGAAAGCUACAAAAUCGCUUUCUUAGGGUACACUAUCUUGAGCUUCAUCUCCUUCAUUUUAAUCAUGUGUAUCAGCAACAAGAUAGAGCCAAACGUGCCAAUUGCCCAUUCUUCUUCCCUGAAGAGGGGCACCAACUCCGAAGCUGCGGCUGGAACCUUGGAAGCCACUCCUGAAACCGAAACCACGCAAUUGUUACCUGCCUCUGCCGAGGUUUCGGAGCCUGUUUCCACCCUGGAGCAAAAAGGGUUUAUUUCCCAAUUUUUGCCAACACUUCAUCCUUCUACAUAUGUGCUCGUUGUCAAACUUUCCCUCUUGUUCGGGCUUGACUCUUUCGCUUCGUCGCUUGUCCCCAAUUCGUGGCAGUCAUAUUACAUCAGGGAAAAGUUCCAUGUCUCUCCGGCCACCCUUGGUUCCAUUUUCUUCACCACCACCAUCAUUGCCGGAGUGGCUUCUCUCCUCAGUACUUCGCUUACCAAGCGUCUUGGUGCUGUGGUUACUAUGGUCGGCACCCAUCUCCCAUCUUCGAUUGCGCUUGCCUUUAUCCCAAUUUCUCCAUCCCUUAAAAUCACCUUGUCCAUUUUAGUCAUCAGAGCUUGUACCCAAUCCAUGGAUGUUGCUCCCAAGCACGUCUUUCUUGCUGCUUUAGUCCCAGAUAGUGAGCGAACUGCAGUCUUUGGUUGGGUCAACGUUGUUAAAACUUUGGGUCAAGCCAUUGGACCCGUUUUCGUUGGGUUCUUGACCGGUGGUGGAAUGCAAUGGCUCACUUUCAUUGUCGCCAGUGCCCUAAAGUCCACUUAUGAUGUGGGUAUUCUUGUUACAUUCUUAAGCUACAACAGACAUGCCCAGCAUUGA